AUGACUCCUCUAAAGGUGCACGGAUUUGUCCAAAUUUGGAGCAAGAAGACUGGGAUGACCAAGUCAAGAGAAGCAUUCAUCAAAAUUGUGGAAAAAAGGAAGAAAAUUAGACUCGUGGUCCGUUUUGAGUCUGGACAAUUUAAGAGGAUUUUUCAGCUAAGUAACAAUAUUACAAGAGUUGUCCUUAGACAUCACAGGGAUAAACAAAGUCGCCUGCAUUUAGCUUUGCAAAACAACAGUUCCCUGAUUAUCAACAACUUAUCCUGCAGAGAUGCUGAAGAGCUGAAGGCAUUCCUGGACACAGUCCAUCAAAACAAGUUUCAAAAAUCCAUGAAACUUGAUAGUAAUUGGAGUGCCUUUGACAGCAGAAUAACUCAGAAGAAAAUCAACAAAACUCCACUUCACAAAAUUUGUGACGUGCCAAGUUAUGGAUCCUUUAAUACAGAGAAAGGAAGUAGAAUACCUGACCUUCAGAAGAUGCCUUCAUUAACACCAGAAUCAUCAACAAUUGUCAGGUCGGGGUUAUUAGAAAAUCAGUGUGGAUGGAGGAAAAGAAUGUUAUCAUCUCAUCUAGACAUGAAUGAAGACUUCCUGAAAGAGUAUAAGCCUGUACUAAAGAAGAAACCCAAGACAGAUUCCUGGACUUAUGUAAGCAGCAAUAGGAAGAAACAGUCAAAUUUGAAAGCUCUGGAAAGGGAUGGAAAAUUAAAAUUUGGACUUUCAUUGCAGGCCAAUUCUACUGGAAACCCUAACACAGAUGAGACUGUUCUUUCAAUCCAGACUCUGUAUGCCAAAGGGAGCUCGGAAUCUCCACUGGAGCCAAAUUGGAGCCAGAACGACCCAGGACAGAAUAACCCUCAGGUGCCACUUGACUCUCACCCAGAACAACUAUGGAAGGGCUUCCCCAAUUUGGGAAACACCUGUUACAUGAAUGCAACUUUACAGUCACUAUUUGCAAUUCCGUCAUUUGCCGAUGACUUACUCUGGCAAGGUGUUCCAUGGGAGAACAUUCCCUUGGAUGCUCUUAUCGUGUGCUUGACCCAGCUUCUUGUUUUGAAAGAUAUUUCCAAUCCAGAGAUCAAGGAAGAGUUACUUGUGAAUGUUAAAAAUUCCGUUUCUGCAGUUGCAGAGAUAUUCUCUGGCAACAUGCAAAAUGAUGCUCAUGAGUUUUUGGGCCAGUGUUUGGAUCAGCUGAAAGGAGACAUGGAAAAAUUAAAUAGUUCUUGGAAGGCUGAGAGAGAAAAUUUAUCUCCACAGAUUUCUGCCAUUGCUGCUGCCACCAAAGUGUUCGUUUGUCCUGUUGUCGCUAAUUUUGAGUUUGAGUUACAGCGCUCCAUUGUUUGUAAAGGCUGUAGUCAGGUUGUUAUCAAGAGAGAAUUGAGUAAUUAUCUCUCCAUUGACCUUCCCCAAGGAAUGAGACCAUUUCCUUUGUCUGUUCAAAAUUCUUUUGAUCUCUUCUUUACAGCAGAAGAGCUGGAGUAUAAUUGUGAGAAGUGUAAGCACAAGGAUUCGGUUGCAAUGCACAAAUUCAGUAAGAUACCCAGGGUUCUUAUUGUUCAUCUGAAACGCUAUUGCUUUAAUGAUGUUUGGUUUCUUGUGAAGGAUGACCAGCAAGUUGACAUUCCCAAAUAUUUAAGCUUAUCUUGUCAUUGUGAUGAAUGCACCAAACCACCUCUUCCCUUGUGCAGAAAUAUACACAGUGGAGACUCCCAAGUCCUGAAAGUCUCUCAAGAGGAGAUUUCUGGGAACAUUAGCCCAUCGACACCUUCACUGAGGUUGAUCUCUGAAUCCAAAUCUUCCAUGGUUCUGUACAGAGGAUCAGACAAGGAGGCUGAACCACAAAAAUACCCAGCCCUCUGUGAAGAGUCGAGCCAAGAAAAGCAGCAGAACAGUCAAGAAAAUGGUUCUGAGCUAACUAUAAAAAAGUCAGAAUUGAUAAACUCAAGAAAUGUGACAGUCAGCCUAAAGGAGCUGCCAGCAGCUGACUCGGUGAUGAGUCAGGUAGACAACUCUCUUUCUAUGAUCUCUGAAGACAGAGGUAAACCCACCAUCAGCCCAGACACAGGAUUUGUAGAGAUGCCUGAAAAUCCAGAACUUAAGAAAUAUGAGAAAACCAACUCAUUUAUAGAGUUACAUUUUGACAGCAUCGUUGAAUCUACUGAAAAUUUUUAUGAGGAUAAAGAAAACAGAUUUCCUGCAGGAUCUCAAGGAAGGGUUGAAAAGCUCCAGCAGCAUGAUGGGGAGAGAACUGGUGAAGAAUUCCUUCAACAGGCACUACCUCAAAGCCUUAGGAACCUGGAUGCCCAGGAACUUACAGAGGAAGACCUCAUUAGAGCUACAGAAGUAAGUGUGCAGAAGGCUAACAUGAAUUCCUUCCGUGCAUCAGAAGUUGAAGCCAAGGAACUGAAAAGAAAUGCCAAGAUGGGAGAUCCUCUUCAUGCCUACCGGCUCAUCAGUGUCGUCAGCCAUGUUGGCAGCUCUGCAGAUUCAGGCCAUUACAUCAGUGAUGUAUAUGACUUUGAGAGGCAGGCCUGGUUCACUAUCAGUGAUCUACGGGUAUCAGAAAUCCAAGAGACCGUGAUACAAGAGGCCAGGCUUUGCGAUGGAUACAUCUUCUUUUACAUGCACAAUGAAAUCUUUGAGGAACUAUUUGAAAAGACAAAGAAUUGCCCACUACCUAGCAUGGAGGCAGGGGCAAUCCAUCAGGGAGAAUAA
Messenger RNA from Choloepus didactylus (southern two-toed sloth), 2715 nucleotides. RefSeq names its product ubiquitin specific peptidase 29 (gene USP29). The transcript has a single exon. Gene Ontology annotation, biological process: G1/S transition of mitotic cell cycle; protein deubiquitination. The record is from RefSeq and is a predicted model, not a curated record. Gene Ontology annotation, molecular function: cysteine-type deubiquitinase activity; cysteine-type endopeptidase activity. NCBI's taxonomy places the organism in Eukaryota, Metazoa, Chordata, Mammalia, Pilosa, Megalonychidae. Gene Ontology annotation, cellular component: nucleus; cytosol. The coding region runs from base 1 to 2715 and encodes 904 amino acids.